UUCAUCACUCAACAAACUCAAAACUUGCAAUUCCCAAUGUCUAACUCUUUGAGCCCAGGAAUACAUGGUGCUGUUUACGUUCCAAGAACUACCGGCAGCCCUCCUGUUAACCCUAUUAACUCAAAUCUAAUAGCGUCAAUGAGUAAUACUGUUAAUGGAUUAUCUAAUGACAAUAAUUUGUUGAAUGGUGUUUCAAAUUCGGGUAUAAUAUAUAUGAAUCAAUACACAUCAGAACAACCAACUUCUACUAAUUCUCCCGGUCAUGGCGCUUCAUCAAAAAUAACUUCAAUACCUAAAUCUACGCCAUCGAUGGAUCAUUCAACUGUGGCAACUCGUGCUCCUUCAUCCUCAUCUCCUCUAACUGAAAGUAAACCAAAGAAAACUCAUUCUAAUGGAGAACAACAAUGUUUCAACUGUGGUGUAACUUCAACGCCUCUUUGGAGACGUUCCGCUAAUGAUGAACUUUUAUGUAAUGCGUGUGGUUUAUA
Messenger RNA from Racocetra persica, 488 nucleotides. Lineage: Eukaryota; Fungi; Glomeromycota; Glomeromycetes; Diversisporales; Gigasporaceae. The record is from the annotation of a GenBank genome assembly.